AUGGUCCAGCCAGAAGUCAGCGACGACGUCCGCGUUCUUGGAUAUGAUCCUCUCAUUCCGCCCGCGCUCCUCGCCUCCGAGCUCCCCGCCUCCCCAACCUCCCUCGAGACCGUGAUCCGCGGCCGGCGCGAAGCGGCGCGCAUAACGACGCAAGCCGACGACCGCCUCCUGGUCAUGGUCGGCCCAUGCAGCAUCCACGACCCCGCGGCAGCAGUCGAGUACUGCACGCGACUGAAAGCCUUGUCCGAGGAGCUCGAGAAGGACCUCUGCAUCAUCAUGCGCGCCUACCUCGAGAAGCCGCGGACGACGGUCGGCUGGAAAGGCCUGAUCAACGACCCGGACAUCGACGAGAGCUUCCAGAUCAACAAGGGCCUGCGGGUCAGCAGGAAGCUGUUCUGCGACCUUACGGCUACGGGGAUGCCGAUCGCGAGCGAGAUGCUGGAUACGAUCUCCCCGCAGUUCUUGGCUGAUUUGAUCUCGCUGGGCGCGAUUGGUGCGAGGACGACGGAGAGCCAGCUGCAUAGGGAGUUGGCGAGUGGCCUAUCCUUCCCGAUUGGAUUCAAGAACGGCACGGAUGGCAGCUUGGCGGUUGCGGUGGAUGCGAUUGGCGCGGCGGCGGCGAAGCACCAUUUCAUGGGUGUGACGAAGCAGGGGCUGGCGGCUAUUACGAGGACGACGGGGAACGAGCACUGCUUUGUGAUAUUGCGUGGUGGAACGAGAGGGACGAACUAUGAUAAGGAGAGCGUGAAGCAGGUGCGGGAGGCGCUGAGGAAGAAGGGACAGAGGGAAGUUAUGAUGAUUGAUUGUUCGCAUGGCAACUCGAACAAGGACCACCGCAAUCAGCCCAAGGUAGCCAAGACCAUCAGCGAACAGAUCCGCGAGGGUGAGACGGCUAUUGUGGGCGUCAUGAUCGAGUCGAAUAUCAAUGAAGGGAGUCAAAAGGUGCCUGCGGAGGGGCCGUCUGGGCUCAAGAAGGGCGUAUCGAUUACUGAUGCGUGCAUUGACUGGGACACUACCGUCGGAGUUUUGGAAGACCUCGCUGCUGCAGUGCAGGAACGGAGAGAGAAGAAGUCGAGCGCGACCAAUGGCGCCAAUGGUACGCACUGA
Molecule: messenger RNA, 1107 nt
Organism: Coniosporium apollinis CBS 100218
Lineage: Eukaryota; Fungi; Ascomycota; Dothideomycetes
Product: phospho-2-dehydro-3-deoxyheptonate aldolase, tyrosine-inhibited
Exons: 3
Coding region: 1-1107 (368 amino acids)
Biological process (GO): aromatic amino acid biosynthetic process
Cellular component (GO): cytoplasm
Molecular function (GO): 3-deoxy-7-phosphoheptulonate synthase activity
Source: RefSeq, a predicted model, not a curated record